AUAGGCUACCCUGAGGUGUGUCAUAAAUGCUUAACGUCAAAGCAUUAACAGGUGACACUUCAGUUUUGUCUAAUUUCAGUGUUUUACCCUUCGAGGUAUGCAGUAUCGAUCGCGGAGAUCAUUCCUGCUCAACUGAAUCAACGGCACUGGAUCCCGAUAUUUCACUUGCACUAUUUGCAGAAUGUCCACAGCAUACAGCCCGACCGGGACUUGCCAGAAAAUUAGCACUGGGACUACCAUCAUUGCAGUGGAGUUUGAAGGGGGUGUUGUGAUUGGGUCAGAUUCAAGAGUGUCAGCAGGUCAAGAAAUACUCAACCGAGUAAUGAACAAGCUGUCCCGACUCCAUGACAAUGUGUAUUGUGCGCUCUCAGGGUCUGCUGCAGAUGCACAAGCUGUUGCUGACAUGGUUGAUUAUCAACUUGAUUUGCACAGUAUUGAUAUGGGACAGCUUCCUCUCGUCAAAGCUGCAGCAACCCUGGUUCGAAAUAUAAGCUACAAGUACAAAGAGGAAUUGGUUGCUCACCUGAUUGUGGCAGGGUGGGAUAAGAAGAAAGGUGGGCAGGUGUAUGGAACCCUUGGAGGAAUGUUGAUCAGACAGCCUUUUGCAGUUGGAGGCUCAGGAAGUGUGUAUAUCUAUGGCUAUGUUGAUGCUUCUUAUAGAUCUGGAAUGACAAAAGAAGACUGCCUUCAGUUUGCGACUAAUGCUUUAUCAUUGGCCAUGAGCAGAGAUGGUUCAAGUGGAGGUGUGAUCUACCUUGUGACCAUUAGAAAAGGUGCAGAAGAUAAAGUUAUUCUUGGAGGAGACCUUCCUGAAUAUUUUGAUGAAUGAACAUUUUAAUGUAUUUAUAUUUGUGUUACAGAAACAUUUUGAAAUAAAUAAUAAUAAUAUAAUAA
This is a messenger RNA of Polypterus senegalus (gray bichir), 894 nucleotides long. Its product is annotated as proteasome subunit beta type-9-like. Gene Ontology annotation, cellular component: proteasome core complex. NCBI's taxonomy places the organism in Eukaryota, Metazoa, Chordata, Cladistia, Polypteriformes, Polypteridae. Gene Ontology annotation, molecular function: threonine-type endopeptidase activity. The record is from RefSeq and is a predicted model, not a curated record.